This is a messenger RNA of Alternaria atra, 963 nucleotides long. RefSeq lists its product as uncharacterized. Bases 1 to 963 code for a protein of 320 amino acids. NCBI's taxonomy places the organism in Eukaryota, Fungi, Ascomycota, Dothideomycetes, Pleosporales, Pleosporaceae. The transcript has 3 exons. Gene Ontology annotation, molecular function: protein binding. The record is from RefSeq and is a predicted model, not a curated record.
AUGGUUGAAUGCUAUCUUUACAGACUCCCAAACGAGUUGCUCCUACAUCUUCUCACACCCAUACCUACACCGGAACUUCUAAAGUUGACCACGAUAUCGCACCGUAUAUACACGCUCAUUUUACGUAUUUUACACAACCGGCUCACUGCAGCUGCCGAGCUGCAUUCACACUCGAUGCUGCUCGAAUGUUUCCACCCCUCCGCGAAGCUCACCGAGCCACCAUAUUUUUGUACAUACAAAUGCACGGAUGGCUUGACACAGUACGAUGAGACCAACUCUAGUACGAAAGAGGUUGGUAGACUAGGCGAGAUGUACAAUAUGUACUCGCGCUUCCGGCCACAUAGACGCGAUCUAGAAGCAGGUGGGAGGAGAGUGAAGCGCAGACCUGGAGAUGUACCUGGCAGUCGCACAUUCCCGGGGGCAGUGCAGGAGAAGUACGAAGGCGAAACGGUCAAGCAGACGCUCAGCUUAGAGGCGCAUGAACUGUUCACACAGCUGGUUGCGCAAACAAAUCUUGUCAAGAUUGGUUCUCACAACCUCUUUACCAACUUUGUUGAUGUCGAGGAAGGUGUACUCCGAGUGUGGAGAGAAUGGCUACGCGACAUUGCCGCGAGAGGCUCGACAGCUAACACAGAAGUGCCAAACGAGAUCGUCGAGGAAGUAGGUAAGGGGAAAGAGAUCGUGAGCGAGGUAGAAGAGAAGAAGGCUGAUUUGGAGGAUCCACGCAUUCUUUGGGUCAGUCCGAGGAAGGACAGUGGUAUACGUUUCAAUGUGAGAGAGAGGAAACUUCGGAGAGACGCACCAAUCCUGAUCAGCACGGAUGAGGAUAUGCCCGUUACUUACGACAUCGAGCUUGACGAGCUGCUCAUACGAACGUCGCAUCUCCUCUUGAUGCUGGAAAAGUCCAUGCUGCAGGAGGACAAUUCAUCUGGCAAAGCAGUCGUCUUCGGAUCUUUCGGGUAG